Ixodes scapularis (black-legged tick) is the source of this 492-nucleotide messenger RNA. RefSeq lists its product as uncharacterized. The transcript is spliced from 2 exons. Lineage: Eukaryota; Metazoa; Arthropoda; Arachnida; Ixodida; Ixodidae. The record is from RefSeq and is a predicted model, not a curated record. The annotation marks the transcript as partial.
CAUGUCGAAAUCCCAGGGAAUGAUGAGGUAGAUCGUGCUGCGGGCACUUCUGGCACCCGUGCUGUAGACAUCAGUUGCAUCCCAUAUAGAGAUUACUGUGCCCAGUGGCAAUCAGAAUGGAGCCUAAAGGUGUCAAACAAACUGCACAUGAUUACGCCUUUUCUUAGUAAGUGGCAGAGUGCUAGGCACAGAGACAGGUUUUAUGAGGUAGUCCUUUGUCGACUACGCAUUGCACACACGCGGCUCACGCACGGACACCUCUUACGCGGUGAGGACCCUCCUGAAUGUGGACAUUGCCAGGAACCAUUGAGUGUCUUACAUAUCCUCCUAGAAUAUCCUGCUUAUGAUGAAAAAAACCUCCACUACUUUUCACAACUGUACAAAGAGCAUGUUCCUUUACACCUAUGCGUGUUACUUGGGAAUGAGCCACUACUCCCAUCCACCCAGGUUUGUAAGUUUUUAAAAAGCGUUGAUUUUUUACACAAAUUGUAG